Aethalodelphis obliquidens (Pacific white-sided dolphin) is the source of this 2427-nucleotide messenger RNA. It is a transcript of the gene WDR5B, whose product is annotated as WD repeat domain 5B. Gene Ontology annotation, molecular function: histone binding. Gene Ontology annotation, cellular component: Set1C/COMPASS complex. The transcript is spliced from 2 exons. The record is from RefSeq and is a predicted model, not a curated record. Lineage: Eukaryota; Metazoa; Chordata; Mammalia; Artiodactyla; Delphinidae. The coding region runs from base 235 to 1224 and encodes 329 amino acids.
CGCAGGCGCCCGGCUGUGCUGGCCUCGCGUUAGUUCGCUACGGAGCGGUGUGGAGAGUGAGCCACAGGCCUUGACCUCAGGGAACCGAGACCACGCAGGUUUUCGCUUAGCUUCUGAAAUCUGUUUAAAGCGGUGAUUCAUUCAUGCUCAAGUAGAGUUAGAAGGGCCAAAAUACUGGCUGCCUGGUUCAGGACCGGACAUCUAGCCAGCCUACAGACUUGGAGCUUCAGAGUCAUGACUACAAAGGAGUCAGGAGGUGCCAAAGCAGAGUCGGCUCUCUCAUCAGCCAAUCUGAGCAAGCGUGUGUCUGAAAAACCAAACUAUGCUCUGAAAUUUACUCUGGUGGGACAUACGGAAGCAGUAUCAUCAGUUAAGUUUAGUCCUAAUGGAGAAUGGCUGGCAAGUUCUUCUGCUGAUAAAGUAAUUAUAAUUUGGGGAGCCUAUGAUGGAAAAAACGAGAAAACACUUAAAGGACACAAUCUGGAAAUAUCAGAUGUUGCCUGGUCAUCAGAUUCCGGUCGUCUUGUUUCUGCCUCAGAUGAUAAAACUCUAAAGAUUUGGGAUGUGAGAUCUGGAAAAUGUUUGAAAACGCUUACGGGGCACAGUGAUUAUGUUUUUUGCUGUAAUUUCAAUCCACCAUCUAACCUCAUCAUUUCAGGAUCUUUUGAUGAGAGCAUGAAAAUAUGGGAGGAGAAAACAGGAAAGUGCCUUAAGACUUUGUCUGCUCAUUCUGACCCAGUUUCUGCUGUUCACUUUAAUUGUAGCGGGUCCUUGAUAGUGUCAGGUAGCUAUGAUGGUGUCUGUCGAAUCUGGGAUGCUGCAUCAGGUCAGUGUUUAAAAACACUUGUUGAUGAUGAUAACCCUCCUGUCUCUUUUGUAAAAUUUUCUCCAAAUGGUAAAUAUAUUCUCAUUGCAACUUUGGACAAUACUCUUAAACUAUGGGAUUAUAGCAGAGGCAGAUGCCUGAAGACAUAUACUGGUCACAAGAACGAGAAAUACUGCAUAUUUGCCAGUUUUUCAGUUACUGGUGGAAAGUGGAUUGUGUCUGGUUCAGAGGAUAACCUGGUUUAUAUUUGGAACCUUCAGACUAAAGAGAUUGUACAGAAAUUACAAGGCCAUACAGAUGUUGUAAUCUCAGCAGCUUGUCAUCCUACAGAAAACAUCAUUGCAUCAGCAGCAUUAGGAAAUGACAAAACAGUUAAAUUGUGGAUGAGUAAUUACUAAACCCUUUAGAAAUCAAGUAGUAGAGUCAGAUUGGCCAAAAAAAAACAAGGUUAGGUAUUUUAAAAGAUGGUUUCCUCUCAAUUUUGGCAUGGUUUUGUAUUUUUUAAAAAACAUUGCCUUGAAUUACAAGAUUUUAAGACCUAUAACCUCAAUUUGCAAAGCAACACAGUUGGAAAAGCAAGUCUAGAUCCCAGGGCUUCUGACUUUAAUCUUAAGGUCUGUUAUUAAUCUCUCAUGUCUGUCCUUGAGCAGAUUCUCAUUCUGUUCCUCUCAGUGACUAUUCUAGAGGAUCACUGUAUUUGACAAAAAUUUAGAAGUAAGGCUCACAAGACAGGAUGACUGAUUAAAUGAGGGGAGCAAGGGAGUCUGGAAUAACUCCAAGGUAUUUGGUUUGGGCGAUCAGGUGAAUUAAGAGAAUAAGCCUAGGAUGGUGGUGGAUUGGAGAUUUAUGACAGAUGCCACUCAUACACUUUAAGUGAUAGCCUCCAUGAUGGGACGUGAAAUGGUCCAUGGAAUCAAGUUUGUAAAUUGGGAAAAAUAAGCAAUGGUUGUGUUUGUUCUGAGGAUCUAAAAGUUUUAAGUUUUUAUCAAAAUAAAAAUUAAAAAUAAACCAAAUUAAAAAUAAAACCAAAUUAAAAAAUUUAAAUUUUAAAUUAAAAAUAAACCAAAUUAAAAAUAAACCAAAUAAACAAAAUUAUAAAGGCAUUUUACUGAAGGACCUCUCACUACCUCGUCAGACUGCCCUCUCCUGAUUCUCAGGGCAAGCUCAAUGUCUGAAUGAGGCUGCUCUGUUUCAUUAGGUCUGACCUAACCCUACCCAUGCUACAGGCUCAGUUCAGAAAAUCACCACUUUGUGUAACCAUCACUGGCUGCCUGCCUCCAGCCACAGCUGACAGCUGAAUUCAGUUUUCUUGCUUCUUGCUAUAGCUUCUGUUAUAAAAUUCAAAAUAUAUCAUUUACCAAUUUGUGUUGUAAUGGUUUCAUGGGCCAUGUGUCUGGUAAACUAUGAGCUCUGCAGAGUCAAGUAUGUUUUAUUUAUCUUUGUAUUCUCACUUUUUGUAUAUAGGAGAGACUCAAGAAAUGUUUGAUGAAUGACAAUGAAUUAUACCACCAUCACAACUUCAUUCCUUGCCUGCUUUCAAUAAGUUUUUGGAGUCAAUUCCCUAUACUAUUAUUUUUGUUGAUUAAAAGUAUCUAACCAUA